This is a messenger RNA of Symbiodinium pilosum, 313 nucleotides long. The record is from the annotation of a GenBank genome assembly. NCBI's taxonomy places the organism in Eukaryota, Dinophyceae, Suessiales, Symbiodiniaceae.
GAUCAUCCACUUGAAGAGAUUCGUGGCCGAAUCUUCCAGUAUUGAGAAGGACAAUACCUUCGUGCGAUUUCCCUUCGAGCUGGACUUAUCGCAGUGGCUGCCAGGUCCUCCAGCCAAAGGAGAACAAUACAGGCUUUACGCUGUUGUGAACCACUCCGGCAGCCUCUCCUACGGACACUACACUGCGUACUGCAAAGUGGGUGAAGGCGCCGACCGGAAAUGGUACCUCUUCAAUGAUGCUCGAGUCACUCCAGCAAGUGAGUCGGACGUCGUGUCACAGGAGGCGUAUCUCCUCUUUUACGAGCGCUUGUAG